Molecule: messenger RNA, 8599 nt
Organism: Electrophorus electricus (electric eel)
Lineage: Eukaryota; Metazoa; Chordata; Actinopteri; Gymnotiformes; Gymnotidae
Gene: kif1b
Product: kinesin family member 1B
Biological process (GO): microtubule-based movement
Molecular function (GO): microtubule motor activity; microtubule binding; ATP binding
Source: RefSeq, a predicted model, not a curated record
UAAUCGUUCGGGUAAAUCCAGGCGUUCAGCCAUAUCAUAAACUCGGCACAGGACCGAUUUUUCCCCGACACCAGCAUCCACCGUAGAAGACAGCCCUUAAACAUAACCUUAGAGUGUAAGCCCAAGUGGAGGAAGGUGAAGUGCGGCUAUAAUGGGUGUAUAUAGCAAAAGCGGAAUGGUUGAGUGUUUUUCUGUCGGUUUUCACUGAUCGUUGCUGAUUCUGGUAGAAAUCAACGCAUUUCUUCGCAUCUCGGGGCUUUUCUAUGGUGUUCUUCGUCCUCUAGAGUUUAGUCUGGAUUUUCAGAGGAGCCAAUUCAGUGGGAUCACGUUGUGACAAACCAGAGCUCCGACAAUGUCCGGGGCCUCAGUGAAAGUUGCUGUCAGGGUUCGCCCCUUCAACUCAAGGGAGACCAGCAAAGAAUCAAAAUGCAUUAUUCAAAUGCAAGGAAACUCCACCACUAUUUUGAAUCCCAAAAACCCAAAAGAAGCACCAAAGUCCUUCAGCUUCGAUUACUCUUACUGGUCACAUACUACGCUGGACGACCCAAGCUUCGCGUCCCAGAGCCGCGUGUACAACGACAUCGGCAAGGAGAUGCUACAGCAUGCAUUCGAGGGCUACAACGUUUGCAUCUUUGCCUACGGCCAGACUGGUGCUGGCAAGUCCUACACCAUGAUGGGCAAACAGGAGGAAGGGCAGGAAGGCAUCAUCCCUCAGCUCUGCGAAGAACUCUUUGAGAAAAUCAACGACAGCACCGACGAAGAUCUCUCGUACUCUGUGGAGGUCGCGUACAUGGAGAUUUACUGCGAGCGGGUGCGGGACCUGCUCAACCCCAAGAACAAGGGGAACCUGCGUGUGAGGGAGCACCCCUUGCUUGGGCCGUACGUCGAGGAUCUGUCCAAGCUGGCCGUGACCUCGUACACGGACAUCGCUGACCUCAUGGACGCCGGUAACAAGGCCAGGACUGUUGCCGCCACCAACAUGAACGAGACCAGUAGCCGCUCCCACGCCGUCUUCACCAUCGUCUUCACCCAGAAGAAGCACGACAGCGAGACAGACCUGUCCACGGAGAAGGUCAGCAAAAUCAGCCUGGUGGACCUGGCAGGCAGCGAGCGUGCCGACUCGACCGGCGCCAAGGGCACGCGGCUGAAGGAGGGUGCGAACAUCAACAAGUCCUUGACUACCCUGGGAAAGGUGAUCUCUGCGCUGGCUGAGGUGGAUAACUGUACCAGCAAGAGCAAGAAGAAAAAGAAGACAGACUUCAUUCCUUACAGGGACUCUGUGUUGACGUGGCUUCUGAGAGAGAAUUUAGGUGGAAACUCGCGCACAGCUAUGGUGGCUGCCCUGAGUCCUGCUGACAUUAACUAUGAUGAGACCCUGAGCACCCUGAGGUACGCAGACCGAGCCAAGCAGAUCAAGUGCAACGCCGUGAUCAACGAGGACCCCAACGCCAAGCUGGUGCGUGAGCUGAAGGACGAGGUGUCUCGUCUAAAGGAGCUGCUCCGAGCCCAGGGCCUCGGUGACAUCCUGGACAUCGAGCCAAUGGGGGAUGAUUACCCUGGAAGUGAAAGCAAAUACCUGAAAGACAUUCACAACAGUAAACAUAGAUACUUGCUAGCCUCAGAGAACCAACGGCCUGGCCAUCUCUCCACAGCGCCGAUGGGCUGCCUGACGGCGUCUCCGUCCUCCAGCUCCCUGUGCAGCCAGGCUGGCCUGCAGUCUGUCUCCAGCAUCCAGGAGCGUAUCAUGUCCACGCCCGGCGGAGAGGAGGCCAUCGAGAGGCUCAAGGAGUCGGAGAAGAUCAUAGCCGAGCUGAACGAGACCUGGGAAGAGAAGCUGAGGAAGACUGAGGCCAUCCGCAUGGAGCGGGAGGCUCUGCUGGCAGAGAUGGGCGUAGCCAUUCGCGAGGACGGUGGAACCCUGGGCGUCUUCUCUCCUAAAAAGACUCCUCACCUUGUUAACCUGAAUGAGGAUCCUCUCAUGUCGGAAUGUCUGCUGUACUACAUCAAAGACGGACUCACAAGGGUGGGCCAGGCGGAGGCGGGAAGGAGGCAGGACAUCGUCCUGAGUGGAGCGCACAUCAGAGAGGAGCACUGCAUCUUCUGCAGCGAGAGAAACGAGAACAGAGACGUAAUCGUUACACUGGUGCCGUGCGAGGGAUCGGAGACCUACGUGAACGGCAAGCGUGUGACUGCUGCUGUUCAGCUGCGCUCAGGCAACCGCAUCAUCAUGGGAAAGAACCACGUGUUCCGUUUUAACCACCCCGAGCAGGCCCGCGCUGAGCGCGAGAAGACCCCGUCGGCCGAGACCCCCGUGGAACCCGUAGACUGGACGUUUGCCCAGCGGGAACUGCUGGAGAAGCAGGGCAUCGACAUGAAACAGGAGAUGGAGAAGAGGCUUACUGAGAUGGAAAUCCUUUAUAAGAAGGAGAAAGAAGAAGCUGAUCAGCUACUGGAGCAACAGAGACUGGUGUAUGAGACCAAGCUCCAGGAGUUGCAGAAACAGGUAGAGACUCGCUCCCUGAUCGCAGAAACUCCAGAUGAAGAGGAAGAAGAAGAGGAAGUAGAUGAAGUGCCGUGGACGCAGCAUGAGUUUGAGCUGGCUCAGUGGGCGUUCAGAAAAUGGAGGUACCAUCAGUUCACCUCGUUAAGAGACCAGCUGUGGGGAAAUGCUGUGUACCUGAAGGAGGCCAACGCCAUCAGCGUGGAGCUCAAGAAAAAGGUCCAGUUCCAGUUCGUGCUUCUGACGGACACGUUGUACUCCCCACUCCCCCCGGAGCUGCUCCCUCCCGAGCCGGAGAAGGAGCGCGAGCCACGGCCUUUUCCCCGGACCGUGGUGGCCGUGGAGGUCCAGGACCUGAAGAAUGGAGCCACUCACUACUGGUCCCUGGAGAAGCUCAAGCAGAGGCUGGAACAGAUGCGUGAGAUGUAUGACCGUGCUGGUGAAAUGGCCUCCUCCAAUCCAGAGGGCAGCGAGGGGUCCCUGACUGGCAGUGACCCCUUCUAUGACCGUUUCCACUGGUUCAAACUGGUUGGGAGCUCGCCCAUCUUCCAAGGCUGCGUGAACGAGCACCUGGCCGACCGCACGCCUUCGCCCACCUUCUCCACGGCCGAUUCGGACGUCACCGAGUUGGCCGAUGAGAGGCAGAGUGAGAUGGAGGACCUUGUGGAUGACGAGGCCUUUGUGGACGACACCAGCUCAGACGCCGGCACCGAAGAGGGCUCGGACAUCUUUGGUGAUGGCCACGACCCCUUCUACGACCGCUCACCCUGGUUCACGCUCGUGGGAAGAGCUUUCGUGUACCUGAGUAACCUGCUGUUCUCGGUGCCCUUGGUGCAUCGUGUUGCCAUAGUGACGGAGAAGGGCGAGGUGCGCGGGUUCCUCCGUGUGGGGGUCCAGGCCAUUGCAGCCGAUGAAGAAGCACCAGAUUAUGGCUCCGGUGUCCGGCAGUCUGGCACUGCCAAGAUAUCCUUUGACGACGAGUAUUUCAAAAAGAGUGAUUUCACUUCAGUGGCCAUGACCCGUUCUGGCCUCUCUUUGGAGGAGUUGCGUAUUGUGGAAGGCCAAGGUCAAAGUUCAGAGGUCAUCACCCCCUCAGAGGAAAUUAACAGAAUAAACAACAUGGACGUGACCCUGGGUGGAGUGGAGUCUAAGCUGGACAUCAGCGAUGGUCUGCCCAGCCAGCUGGAGGUGGGCAGCGUCUUCACCUUCCGCGUCACUGUGCUGCAGGCUUCCGGAGUGUCGCCCGAGUAUGCCGACAUCUUCUGCCAAUUCAACUUCCUCCACCGCCACGAUGAGGCGUUCAGCACGGAGCCGCUGAAGAACUCUGGGAAAGGUGCACCACUGGGUUUCUACCACGUGCAGAACAUUUCCGUGGAGGUGACGGAGUCCUUUAUCGAGUAUAUUAAGGCCAAGCCCAUUGUGUUUGAAGUGUUCGGUCAUUACCAGUUCCAUCCUCUAUACCAUCAUGUAGAGAAUCUGCCAAGCCUCCCCCAAUCUUCUAGGAAAUACUACCCCCCCGCUAUGCCUUUGUCUAAACCAGUGCCAGCCACCAAACUGAACGCCAUUAGCAAGUCUAACCUGGGCCAAUGUGUGAGCAAGUACGACCUCCUGGCCUGGUUUGAGAUCAGUGAGCUGGAGCCAACCGGAGAGUAUAUCCCAGCAGUAGUGGACCACACAGGAGGCAUGCCGUGCCAGGGUACUUACCUGCUGCACCAGGGCAUCCAGCGUCGGAUCACCGUCACACUCAUCCACGAGAAGGGCAGCGAACUCCACUGGAAGGACGUCAGGGAGCUGGUGGUCGGGCGUGUCAGGAGCAAGCUGGAGGCGGACGAAAUCGCCGCCGAUGCCGUGCUGUCUCUCAACAUCAUCUCAGCCAAGAACAUGAAGUCCUCCCACAACUCCAACAGGACGUUCUAUCGCUUUGAGGCCGUCUGGGACAGCUCUCUGCACAAUUCUCUUCUGCUCAACCGCGUCACACCUUACGGAGAGAAGAUUUACAUGACCUUGUCUGCAUACCUGGAGCUUGACCACUGCAUCCAGCCCGCCAUCAUCACCAAAGACAUCUGCAUGGUGUUCUACUCCAGAGAUGCUAAAAUCUCCCCACCACGCUCCCUGCGGAACCUGUUUGGUACUGGCUAUUCAAAGACCCCUGACUGCAACAGAGUGACCGGCAUCUACGAGCUCAGCUUGUGCAAGAUGGCUGACACAGGAAGCCCUGGAAUGCAGAGACGGAGACGGAAGGUUCUGGACACAUCGGUUGCGUACGUGCGUGGAGAAGAGAACCUGGCCGGCUGGAGGCCCCGGGGAGACAGCCUUAUUCUGGAGCACCAGUGCGAGUUGGAGAAGCUGGAACAGCUGCAUGAGGUGGAGAAGACCCGACACCUCCUGCUACUCCGAGAGAAGCUGGGCGAGUCCGUUCCUCUGAAGUCCCUGAGCGACCCUCUCUCACCCAGCCUGAGCAGCGGCACCCUCAGCACGUCCACCAGUAUCUCCUCGCAGAUCUCCUCCACCACGUUCGAGAGCGCCGUCACGCCAAGCGAGAGCAGUGGCUAUGACUCCACCGACAUCGAGAGCCUGGUGGACCGCGAAAAGGAACUGGCCACCAAGUGCCUGAGACUCCUGACCCACACCUUCAACAGCGACUACAGCCAGCUGUGCAACAGCAUCAGUGACUGCAAGCUGUCCGAUAUUUCGCCCAUGGGCCGCGAUCCGUCCGUCACCAGCCUCAGCAGUGCCACCCUCACGCCCUCCUCCACCUGCCCCUCACUGGUGGACCAGAAGACUCCUGAGGCCAACUCCUGCGCCUCCAGCCCCUUGUGUUCUGAGUACGAGAACUUCCCCAUUGUGCCCCCCUUGGAGAUGUCCUACCUGGCACGUGCUGGCAAGCACGAGUUCCUCAACCUGGUACCCGACAUCGAGGAGAUGAGGUCUGGGUCUGUGGUUUCUAAGAAGGGAUUCCUCAGCUUCAUGGAGCCCCGCUCCAACUCCUGGGUGAAACACUUUGUGGUGGUGCGCCGGCCGUACGUCUUCAUCUACAACAGCGACAAGGACCCGGUGGAGAGGGGUGUGCUGAACCUGUCCACUGCACAGGUGGAGUACAGUGAGGAUCAGCAGGCCAUGCUCAAGACUCCCAACACGUUUGCUGUGUGCACCAAGCACAGAGGCAUCCUGCUCCAGGCCAACAACGACAAAGACCUGAACGACUGGCUGUAUGCCUUCAAUCCGCUGCUUGCAGGAACAAUAAGGUCGAAGCUGGCGAGAAGACGCUCUGGCUUGCUGAAGAACUGAUCAAGCCUAGCGGUGUGAAGACACAGUGCUCCCUUUUCUUCUGCCUAGCCCUUGAACAUGCCAUGUGUUAAAACUUAUUAAUCUUCGUGAUUCUUGAUGGUUUUCCCUUGUAUGUAGACCUGUGGCUUAAGUCUCUUCUCCAGCAAAUUUACUUUUGAGUUCCUGAACACACACGCCCCCCCGACGCCCGUUUUUCUCUCUGAGCCUUUUGCUGUUUCAUUGGGAUCCGUCUUUGCUUUUCAUUCUUUGUCAUAAUGGAACCUUCUAGUAGCAUGUCGUAAUGGUCUAUUUCUGUGUGCACGAUUCUUCAGAACAGUUUCUCUCCUUCCCUGAGUUCCUACUCGUCGUUAAAAGAUGUCUUCUUCAGUGUUAUCUGUUGAGUUUGGACGCGUUCUCCUGCAUGACCACAGCUGCAGUCCUCAGGAUAUGACCAGUUUGCUUACAAAGCUACACCAAGUACACAAGUGAACUUAGAUUAAAGACAACGGCAUACGACUCAGUAAAAGAAUAUGUAUUUCUCUCAUAGAAAAAGAAGGUUAGCUCAAUAGUUUUUAUGCUAGUAAGUAGAUCUCCUAACACCGGAAAAUAAUGAGACUUAGAAGGGCCAAAGCAUAUUCCUGAAAUAAAAUGUUACUCACUGUAACUAAAAGCUGGGUGAGGUUUCUCCUCCAUUUUGUGUAUUACCUUUGUACUGGACGAGUGAGUUGUUGGAGGAGGAGGAUGUAUGUUUGAGGUUGCUCCCGCGUUUCCCAGGACCUGGCACCAAUACACCCAUCAGGCUGUGCUUUAGGACAGUGUAUCUGCUUAGCAUAAACAAACUCUAUUUAGUAAAGGAGUAAAACGUGCACAAUUGUAAAGAAUAAUUACCAUGUAGCACUUGGGGAAGAUGUCCGGGAUAAAAGACAACAUUACUUUUCCUUCGUGGUGAGCUCAGCCGCUCCGUGUUCUUCAGAAAAUGUAACAUUAGAAAAGAGGAAAGGGGGAAGGGAAAAAAGACCAGACGCAGAAUCCCACAAAAAGAGACGGAGGCGAAGGCAUGUACUUUUCAGGAUGAAGGUGCUUGAUGCUUAAGAAACAAAGCAUUCCUUUUGCGCUGUGCCCACGUAACGUGUUACUUACUGCAAGACUACAGCUUUUAUUUCAGUUUAAGGGAUUCGACGGCCACAGGCUGACUGCUAGGCAGCCGGCUGUAGGAAAGGGUGAAUGGCGCUGACCUUGCAGACAGCUUUGUUAAGUAAUGAUCCACAUCUUCCAGUGAUCUGUCGGCCGUAGAACCCUUGAGUGUCGUGCUGUAAAGGUUGUCAGGUCUUGGCUCUCUCUCAGAAAACUGCUGCAAGACUGGGAACAAAUAUGAAUUCAUGAAUUUAAUGUUGAAAGCGAUUAUUGUUUUUGUAUUGUAUUCCCGUUGUCUUAACUUUAUUUCUAAAGAACCUCAUUUGAUAACGCUCAUUCCGUAACUUAUCUUUGCUAAAGACAAGGUUGUGUAAGAAGGGCUUUUUUUUUUCCUUUUUAUCCAGCUAAUAGUUUUGCACAUUAACAUGUCACAGAUACAGCUAAACCACUGAAGGAGAUUUUGGUCUCAGCACUGUCACUAAAAAAGUACUUUGUUUUAAAGGCUUGAGUGCAGUGAUGUUUCUUUUGUAUUUUGCAGUGUAAAGUGUAGGAAAGGGACAAUAUUCUGUUUCUUAAUUUAUUGUUAGGAAAAUAUUUGCUCUGUAUGUUUGAUUUGAAACCAGUAGCCAGGACUGGGGAUACGCAGGACUCCAGUGGCUCAGUCUCUGUCUUGCAUAGAACGGAUUUGUGUGAGAAUUUCGUGAACCUCUGGCCAACCAACCAGCAGGUUCUGUGCUCCACAUAUUGCCAAAAUAUACUCCACAUAUAGCCUGGAUUGUAAGGUUUGGUGCUUUAGAUGCAUUCCCAGUGCAGCAAAGUCAAAAUAGUGAGCACUCAAAGCAUUAGAUAGUCUCCCGUGUCUCAAUAUCCAUCUGAUGUCUUUUUCGCAGAUAACAAAUGAAAAUGGCCACAGUGGUCUCAUUCUCCGGUCAGCCAGCCUGAGCGACUUAAAUGGGAUUCUUUCUUUGGGCUAUUUGAUUGUUAUUGAAUCUGUUGAAAAUGAACAUGUAUGUAGCCUAAGAUUACAUGUACUGAAGGAGGAAAAAUGUAUAUUUUUUUCCCUGCACUUAUUCCACCAUAAUUAAGCAUAAAUGAGCUUGAAGCUAAAAUAGCAAAUAACCUGGUUUUCAAAAUCAUAACAGAGCAAAGGUUUUCAGUUUUGAGUUACAUCACUAAUGUAUAGACAUAUGCAUCGAUGAUAAAUUGUCUGUUAUUUUGCAAUGUAUAUAUUAAUUUGCAGCUCUUUGCACAUUACAAAUGGUUACGAUGACUAACAGAUCAAAUAAAGACUGGAGUGGAUAUCUGUUCUUUACUCAAACACCAACCAAAUGAUGGGGUAAAAUCUGAUGUCACGGUGUGUUGCAGGUUGAAGUGGACUUUGAAUGUACCUCUGGGAUUUCACUGACAAAUGCAUUCACUUAUGGGAAGGGUUUUAAAAAUCAUUUUCAAUAUAAUAUUUUUGAAUCAUGGUAGUGCUUCCCUUUUGCUUUUAUUUGCUUGAUAGUUCAACAACACUACUUCAAACGGUUUGGUCCAGGUCUGUAAUUAAGAGUUAUUAUGCAGGGAGGGCUACUGCUUAGAUUUCUUUUCUAAUAUCAGGGAAUAGUUGUUUUUUUAAGAGAUAUUCCAAAAUUAGUCAUUGCGUAUGCAUUUUUUGUUUGUUAGACUUUAUAGCUCAGCGUGUUUGCCCCCCCCCCC